This is a messenger RNA of Alligator sinensis (Chinese alligator), 3317 nucleotides long. It is a transcript of the gene LPAR1, whose product is annotated as lysophosphatidic acid receptor 1. Bases 207 to 1316 code for a protein of 369 amino acids. The transcript has 4 exons. Gene Ontology annotation, biological process: phospholipase C-activating G protein-coupled receptor signaling pathway; neurogenesis. Lineage: Eukaryota; Metazoa; Chordata; Crocodylia; Alligatoridae. Gene Ontology annotation, cellular component: membrane. The record is from RefSeq and is a predicted model, not a curated record. Gene Ontology annotation, molecular function: lysophosphatidic acid receptor activity.
CGGCAGCUUUCUCUCGGUGUCCGCCAAGAAACCCUUUCCUCCCGCGGCUGGAGGCGGCGGCGGCACGGGCCGGGCCGGGCGAUGUCGGCAGCGAAGGAGCAAACGGCAGCAUGACCAAGAUCUGAACAGCCGCGUCAGUACAUCAACCAGCAGUCUUUGGGUGUGAAGGAAGGGCUGAACGAAUAUCUCACAUCUUCUGAGCUACCAUGGAAGUCCCUUCGGAUGAGGUGCUUUCCUCUAUGAUGUCUCAUCCCCAGGUAAUUGAGUCCACAGCCAUGAGUGAACCACAGUGCUACUACAAUGAAACCAUUGCCUUCUUUUAUAAUCAAAGUGGAAAAUACCUAGCCACUGAAUGGAACCCUGUUAGCAAGCUUGUGAUGGGACUGGGGAUUACCGUCUGUAUCUUCAUAAUGUUGGCCAAUCUCUUAGUUAUGGUGGCUAUUUAUGUCAACCGUCGCUUCCACUUUCCUAUUUAUUACUUAAUGGCAAACUUAGCUGCUGCGGACUUCUUUGCAGGACUGGCCUACUUUUACCUAAUGUUUAACACAGGACCCAACACUAGAAGAUUGACUGUAAGCACCUGGCUACUUCGUCAAGGUCUCAUAGACACUAGCCUGACAGCCUCUGUAGCCAAUUUGUUGGCCAUUGCUAUUGAGAGGCAUAUCACCGUCUUCCGCAUGCAGCUGCACACUCGGAUGAGCAACCGACGAGUGGUGGUAGUAAUUGUUGUCAUCUGGACUAUGGCCAUUGUAAUGGGUGCCAUACCAAGCGUAGGCUGGAACUGUAUCUGUGAUAUCACUCACUGCUCUAACAUGGCACCACUCUACAGUGACUCUUAUUUGGUCUUCUGGGCUAUUUUCAACUUGGUCACUUUUGUGGUGAUGGUGGUCCUCUAUGCUCAUAUCUUUGGGUACGUCCGCCAAAGGACUAUGAGGAUGUCCAGACACAGUUCUGGGCCUCGCAGAAAUCGGGACACCAUGAUGAGUCUCCUGAAGACUGUGGUCAUUGUGCUUGGUGCUUUUAUAAUCUGCUGGACCCCAGGACUAGUCUUGUUGCUCCUUGACGUUUGCUGCCCUCAGUGUAAUGUCCUGGCCUAUGAAAAAUUCUUUCUGCUACUUGCUGAAUUCAACUCUGCCAUGAAUCCUAUCAUCUACUCCUACCGGGAUAAGGAAAUGAGCGCUACCUUCAAGCAGAUCCUGUGUUGUCAGCGCAGUGAGAGUGCCAAUGGUCCAACAGAGGGUUCGGACCGCUCUGCCUCGUCACUCAAUCACACAAUCUUGGCAGGGGUGCACAGUAAUGAUCAUUCUGUGGUUUAAAAAAUGGGCAAAGAAAUCAGAAAGAACCACUGAGAACCUAGUGAUGGAUGAACAAUAGCAGGUUGUAAAACCCGCAUACGAAGAGGGGUGGGCACAGGGAGCAGAAAAAGUAACAAACUUUACCAGAUGCUCUUAAACAGUAAUGGACUACAGAAGUUUCAUCCAGAGAACCCACUCUUGCACAAGACCUGCUUUGUGUGCAGAACUGGCUGUGCUGUAGCCCUUCAUCCUUUUUAUUUCUACUUUUUGAAAGUAGAAAGCAGAUUCCUUGCAAUGAAAUUCCUAAGUAACCUUUGGAAAGUCUUGUUUUGACUACGCUAACUAGACUGUCAGACGCUGCUUUGUCUUUGUGCCAGUUGGAAUCAACUCGGAUUAAUUAAGCUUGUACCUGCUUCACUGCAUUUACAUGUAGCCACUUAGUCGUCUUAAAAAACCCCACAAGAAUACAUUUCAUUUAAUAAACACUUAAUAUUUAUCGCCAUCAGCAUGCUUGUGAUGGACACUUUCUGAGCAAGGAGAAAAACCAAGCUGUAGUCUUUGUAUUCUUAGCUACACUGCCAUUACUACAAUAAAACAAAAUUAUUUUUUCUAAUGCAGGCAACAGAAAAAUGGUGGAAAUUCUGACUGUUCUUAUCUUUGCUGGAGUUAGGAGCAUGCAUGUUUUUUGUGUAUGCAGAUUGUAUGUUUAAAAAAAAAAGAUGCUCAUUGUAAAGUUUUCAGGAAAAUAGAAAAGCAUAGACUGUAUUACAGUAUUUGUUUAGAUUAUGAAAUAAACAGCGCUCUAGUCACAAGGUAUUUAACUUUCUUUUUUUGAAGUGUGGUAUAAAAUAUGUAACAUAUACAAGGGGUCCCAAGUUACUCGCGGCCAGUUCCUUCAUGUAAGGUACAUCUUUACUGCUCUAAAAGAGCCAUAGUCACAUUAGUAAGAUGAAGCACAACAUGUUUUGUUUUUAGGAUCUGUUUAUGGUGGUGAAGUGCUUUCCUCAUUCAAGUGAGAAUGCAAACGGGAUUUUUUUUUAAGAAUUAAAUAUUCUGGGGUGUUUUGCACAGAGCAAAAGGUAUUUGUUAAUUAAUUACCCUCUGUGGUUACUUGGACCUAAGGUACAAUGUUUUUUAAGGAGACCAAAUAUAUAAUAGUCUAUCACUAUAAUUGAAACAUCUUUAUUUUUUUUAAUAUAUAUAUACUGUUAUGACGAGCCAACCUAAUAUAUGGAUGCUUUUUCAAUUGUGGCUACUUUAAAAACAAAUGCCACUUACCUAAAUAUAAAAUCCCAACAAUAUUUAAUGUUAAUCAAAGUCCAUCAAUCGAAUCAUGACUAAAUUAUAGGGAAAGUAUCUUUAGUAUAAAGAACUUGGGACCUUUGUAUGCCAAAUUUUACACAGCUAUGUGCAUAACAAUGUAACGUACAGCAACCAGAAAAAAAAUUAACAGGUCAUUUUUUUGUGUUGUUACAUGCCUAUAUACUGGUAAUAAACUUUUGUUUGAGGUUAGCAGUCAGUGUAAUAUUCUGGAAUGUUAUGCUAGUAUUCCAACAUGAAGCUUUUGUACAGGGGGAGUUAGCGUAUGUAGAUUUUAAGGAUACCUGAAAAAGGAAAUUAAGUACUGAAAACUGAAAGCAUAAAUGCCAAGGGACAGGCUGAAAUCCUGGCCCUACUGAAGUCAGUGGCAGUUUUACCAUUGAUUUUGAUGGGGCCGGGAUCUCUACCUGUGAUGUUCAGCAUGUGCAUAAAGGCUAAGUGGAAGUAGGACAGGUGAGAGCAGACAGAGGGGUGGGGGUGCUCCGAGAAGUGUCCAGGGACCAUUUGCCAGUAAACCAAGAGAUUGUUUUUGCACUUACUUUGUAUAAAACACACAGUUAUAUUAAUACUUAUUGAGGAAAUACAUGAGCCCAUGGUUUUUCACUUAUGUAACUAACUACAUUAAGAAAUAGAAGGUGGGCUGUUUUGAACUUUAAGAAAAGUCUACAUGCUAAGCCACUAAUAAAGUUUUCUCAAUGAGUA